Molecule: messenger RNA, 633 nt
Organism: Lasiodiplodia theobromae
Lineage: Eukaryota; Fungi; Ascomycota; Dothideomycetes; Botryosphaeriales; Botryosphaeriaceae
Product: Cytochrome b5
Exons: 2
Coding region: 1-633 (210 amino acids)
Cellular component (GO): membrane; intracellular membrane-bounded organelle
Molecular function (GO): heme binding
Source: RefSeq, a predicted model, not a curated record
AUGGCAGUCAUCACCGCCGCCCAGCUGCGCGCGCACAGCACGCGCGAAGACUUGUGGCUCGCCGUCCACGGCCAAGUCUACAACCUCACCGCCUUCGCCGUGGACCACCCGGGCGGCAUCGACGUGCUGGUCGAAACCGCCGGCACCGACGCCACCGAGACGUACGACUACGCCGGCCACAGCGAAGGCGCCUUGCAGACCAUGCAGGCCUACGCCGUCGGCCCGCUCGAAGGAUCUGAGCCGGGAAAAAAGGGACGCGGCUCGUCCAUCGCCGCGGCGGCAAUGUCGUCGAUGCCAUCGCUGUCCGCGCGGACGAAAGGCUCGUUGCAGAGCGCCUUGUCCCCGGGGUGGGCGCUGGUGGUCGUGUUGCCGCUGCUGGGCAUGGCGGCGCUGCUGGUGGGCUUGUCGAGCAGGGAGCGGGGGGAAGUGGCCGAGGAUGAGGGAAUGCAGGUCGGCGGCAUUGGAUCGGUUACGUCUUUCUUGACUGGCUUGGGUCUGGCGUCGUCGGUGAGCGUCGCUGGAUUGAUGGUGGUGUAUUCGCGGUUCCACGAGACGCUGAAGAUGGAGAAGGAGGUAUUCGCCUAUCCGCCGACGAUUCCGCGGAGAGUGCCGAGGUCGAUGAUUGAUGCGUAG